AUCGCGCUGAUAUUGUUGAAACAAUGGCUGGAAAUGCAUUUCAUGUGGAGGUUCUUACCAAAAGCAUCAAUGAACUUCAACAAGAGAAAGCAAGGAAUGAGCAGAAACUGAGAGAGGUGAGAAGUAAACGGAAAACUCUGGCAAAGAAGUUUGAAAGUGCUUCUGUAAAGCAUAACCAGUUGGCAGAGAAAAUUUCAAAACUGAAUGAGACCUUGAAGAUAGCACAGCAUAAAGUUCAACAGUCUCAGACUGAACUUGACGGUCAGCUGGGUUUAAACAACCAGGUUCAAGCUCAGGUACAGCAUGUAGAAGAUACAAUGAAGGACGGGAAAGAACGACACAUUAAAGACAUGUAA
Molecule: messenger RNA, 356 nt
Organism: Strongylocentrotus purpuratus (purple sea urchin)
Lineage: Eukaryota; Metazoa; Echinodermata; Echinoidea; Camarodonta; Strongylocentrotidae
Exons: 4
Coding region: 24-356 (110 amino acids)
Biological process (GO): synaptonemal complex assembly
Cellular component (GO): synaptonemal complex
Source: RefSeq, a predicted model, not a curated record